AUGGAUGGAACAAGGACGGCGGCAUCAAUGGGAGGUGAGAUGAUCAGAAAUGAUGAGAAGAGGAUAAGAUGGAUGGAGGAAGUGAAGAAAGGAGGAAGGAUCGCCGGUCCGAUGGUGGCAGUGGCGGUGGCGCAGUAUCUGGUGCAGGUGGUAUCGAUGAUGAUGGUGGGUCACUUGGGCCAACUCUCUCUUGCCAGUAUCGCCAUUGCCACUUCUCUCACCAAUGUCUCUGGCUUUAGUCUCUUAUCAGGAAUGGCAGGUGGAUUAGAAACCCUAUGUGGGCAAGCUUUCGGAGCAGAACAAUAUCACAAACUAGGGAUCUACACUUACACCGCAAUUAUCUCUCUCUCUAUGGUUUGUGUCCCAAUCUCAGUUCUUUGGAGUUUCUUCCACAAAUUACUCCCACUCUUAGGGCAAGACCCAGUGAUCUCCAUGCAAGCGCGCGCCUACUCUCUUUGGCUCAUACCUGCACUGUUCGCUUCUGCAAUUCUCAAGCCUCUCUCCAGAUAUUUCCAGACUCAAAGUCUGAUCUUUCCCUUGCUUUUAAGCUCCUCUCUCGCCUUGUGCUUCCAUGGAGUUCUGUGUUGGGCUCUGGUUUUCAAGUUGAAGCUAGGGCUUGUAGGUGCCGCGAUCUCAUUUAGUGUUUGUGCUUGGUUCAACGUGAUUUUUCUGGUGUUGUACAUGAAGUAUUCUUCUGCAUGUGAGAAGACCAGGAUCAGUUUUACGAAGCAGGGUUUUCUUGGUAUAUCAGAGUUCUUUCGAUUUGCUGUUCCAUCUGCAGUUAUGGUUUGUCUGAAGUGGUGGGCAUGCGAGUUGUUUGUAUUGCUGGCUGGACUCUUUCCAAAUCCAAAGUUAGAGACAUCUGUCUUAUCUAUAUGCCUUACAAUCUCAACCUUGCACUUUACCAUACCAUAUGGGCUUGGCGCUGCGGCCAGCACUAGAGUAGCGAACGAGGUAGGAGCAGGGAACGUAGAAGCAGCAAAAGGAGCAGUGAGAGUAUGGAUAAUACUGGGAGUGGCAGAGGGAUGCAUUGUGAGUGGAACACUGCUAGGAUGCAGACACUUUCUGGGUUAUGCCUUUAACUCCGACCACGACGUUGUCCACUACGUUGGAUCUAUCGCACCUCUUCUGUGUCUGUCGGUGUUCUUGGACUCCCUCCAAGCUGUUAUUUCAGGAGUGGCCAGAGGAAGUGGGUGGCAACAUGUGGGAGCGUACGUCAACAUCGGAGCAUUUUAUGUGGUGGGAGUUCCUGUGGGCACUUCACUUGCCUUCCUUGCUCAUUGGAAAUCAAAGGGUCUGUGGAUUGGACUCCUCUCUGGCUCCCUCCUCCAAUCUUUUCUUCUUUCUCUAAUCACUGCUCUCACUAACUGGUCUUCACAGGCACAAAGGGCAAGGCAAAGAAUAUUUGAUUCGAGACCUCCCGAUGAUGCCAAUGAAACAGUGAACCAACCUUAA
This is a messenger RNA of Neltuma alba, 1455 nucleotides long. RefSeq names its product protein DETOXIFICATION 14-like. Bases 1 to 1455 code for a protein of 484 amino acids. Gene Ontology annotation, molecular function: xenobiotic transmembrane transporter activity; antiporter activity. Gene Ontology annotation, cellular component: membrane. Lineage: Eukaryota; Viridiplantae; Streptophyta; Magnoliopsida; Fabales; Fabaceae. The transcript is spliced from 6 exons. Gene Ontology annotation, biological process: xenobiotic detoxification by transmembrane export across the plasma membrane. The record is from RefSeq and is a predicted model, not a curated record.